Equus quagga is the source of this 3781-nucleotide messenger RNA. It is a transcript of the gene WNT9A, whose product is annotated as Wnt family member 9A. The annotation marks the transcript as partial. Lineage: Eukaryota; Metazoa; Chordata; Mammalia; Perissodactyla; Equidae. Gene Ontology annotation, molecular function: frizzled binding; cytokine activity. Gene Ontology annotation, cellular component: extracellular region. Gene Ontology annotation, biological process: multicellular organism development; cell fate commitment; neuron differentiation. The transcript has 4 exons. The record is from RefSeq and is a predicted model, not a curated record.
CUCGCCGCUCUGCGCCCCUCGGCCGCCUACUUCGGGCUGACGGGCAGCGAGCCCCUGACCAUCCUCCCGCUGACCCUGGAGCCAGAGGCCGCCGCCCACGCACACUACAAGGCCUGCGACCGGCUGAAGCUGGAGCGGAAGCAGCGGCGCAUGUGCCGGCGGGACCCGGGUGUGGCCGAGACGCUGGUGGAGGCGGUCAGCAUGAGCGCGCUUGAGUGCCAGUACCAGUUCCGGUUCGAGCGCUGGAACUGCACCUUGGAGGGCCGCUACCGGGCCAGCCUGCUCAAGCGCGGCUUCAAGGAGACUGCCUUCCUCUAUGCCAUCUCCUCGGCCGGCCUGACGCAUGCGCUGGCCAAGGCCUGCAGCGCUGGCCGCAUGGAGCGCUGCACGUGCGACGAGGCCCCGGACCUGGAGAACCGCGAGGCCUGGCAGUGGGGUGGCUGCGGGGACAACCUCAAGUACAGCAGCAAGUUCGUCAAGGAGUUUCUGGGCCGGAGGUCGAGCAAGGACUUGCGGGCGCGUGUGGACUUCCACAACAACCUCGUGGGUGUGAAGGUGAUCAAGGCCGGAGUGGAGACCACGUGCAAGUGCCACGGCGUGUCGGGCUCCUGCACCGUGAGGACGUGCUGGCGGCAGCUGGCGCCCUUCCAUGAGGUGGGCAAGCGCCUGAAGCACAAGUAUGAGACCGCCCUCAAGGUGGGCAGCACCACCAAUGAGGCCACGGGCGAGGCAGGCGCCAUCUCCCCGCCGCGGGGCCGGGCCCCAGGGACAGGUGGUGGUGACCCCCUGCCCCGCACACCAGAGCUUGUGCACCUGGACGACUCGCCCAGCUUCUGCCUGGCUGGCCGCUUCUCCCCGGGCACCGCUGGCCGCAGGUGCCACCGAGAGAAGAACUGUGAGAGCAUCUGCUGUGGUCGUGGCCACAACACGCAGAGCAGAGUGGUGACACGGCCCUGCCAGUGCCAGGUGCGCUGGUGCUGCUACGUGGAGUGCAGGCAGUGCACGCAGCGGGAGGAGGUCUACACCUGCAAGGGCUGAACCCGGGCCGGCCCGGCUGCUGUGGCGGUGCAGGCAGUGCACGCAGCGGGAGGAGGUCUACACCUGCAAGGGCUGAACCCGGGCCGGCCCGGCUGCUGUGGUGGUACAGGCAGUGCACGCAGUGGGAAGAGGUCUACACCUGCAAGGGCUGAGCCUGGGCCGGCCCGGCUGCUGUGGUGGUGCAGGCAGUGCAUGCAGCAGGAGGAGGUCUGCACCUGCAAGGGCUGAGCCCCUGGGCUGGGUGCCCACAGCACAUUUGGGCGUGAGGCCGGGGCCGGAGCCCAGGGGUCAGCUGGGUUGGCCGUCUCUGCCCCUUUGUGUCUUCCUUCAAGGGCCCUGUCUCACGCUUGCAUCCCCUCUGCUCAGCCCUGACCCCGAACCCGAACCUGACCCGAGGGUGCUGCACCCAUGCUUUCCAAGCUGUGUCUGCCCCUCAGUUGCCAGUUCCCAGGGGCCAAUCCCCUCUCUGCUCUGGGCUCCCAUGAGGAGUCGGCUGCACCUUCCUGACCACACAGGGCCUCUCUGCGGCCACCUGGCUGUCCGGCACCAGCACUGGCUUAGAGAGUCAAACCACUAGGAGAGAGAUGGCCGCCUCCCCCGUGCCGGCACACUGCCGUCCCCGACAUCGAGCACUUCUCUUUGGAGUGAUAUCAGUGACCUUUAAGUUAUUUUUAUUUAACUAAUAUAUAAUUAUUAUUUUCUCCUUUCUGGCAGUCUCCCAGGCUGCAGCUCUUCCCUCUUGGCCAAGCCUGGUCUGGAGUACCCUGCCCCCCCCCCCCCCCCCACCUCUUGCCUGAUCUGCUUUGUUCUUUGAAACCACUAAAUUGAGAAAGAUGUCACUGUUGUUUGUGAAGAAGUAAAACGAGCUCAGUCUGGCCACUGCCUUCAGGGCUUUUGGAAGCCAGGUCCCAUGGUCCCCCCACUGCCCCCAGUGAGGCGGGAGAUGGGGGGGGGGCGCAGGCGGGCCCUGCUGUGCACCCUGUGGGUGCAGGAUCUUGCACUCUGGGCUUUGAAAUGCAGAUUCUGGGGCCAAGUUUGGCCUGCUCUACCCCCAAGGGUGGGCAUGGGCAGAGGGGCAGGGUCAGACCCUUGGGGGGUUCAUUUCACCAGGAAGGCACAGCUUGCCCUGUCACUGCCGGGGAGGCAGGGUGGGGACAGGCAUGAGUAGAGAGGUAUGGUCUGGGAUAUGGUGAACAGAAGCUGUUCCCCGGGACAUGCUUUUGUCUUUUCAGGGAGGGGAGAAGGAUGGCCUGACCUGGUUUGAGUGUGUGUGUGCAUACAUGUGUCUGAGCUCAUGAAUGUGCAUGUGUGCAUGUAAGCACAUUUGGUGUGCAUGCGUGCAUGAGUGUGUGUGUGUGGUAUCUGUGCAUGAGCAUGUGUGAUUGUGUGUGCCUGAGUGCGACCACAUGCACAUGUUUGUGCAUGAGAGUGCAUGUGCAUACAGGGGUAUUUGCGUGUGCAUGAACAUGUGCAUGUGUGGUAUGUGCUCUGUGCAUGAGCAUGUGUGUGUGCAUGUGUGUGAGCAUGUCUGUGUGUGUGCGUGGUGUGUGUGCCUGUGUGCACUAUGUUGGCAUGGUCAGGGGUUAGCCUCCGCCCUCUACCCUUCCUCCCUCCGAUGGGUCCCUCUUUCCCACCUCGGCAUGAAUGGCAGCUUUGGCUCCUGGAGCCUCCAGCCCUGGGCCCCUCCUGCUGGCUCAGUGGCUGUGCUGCGAGGCUGCGGGCCAGGGUUUGGGUCAGUGCAGAGCUGGGCGGCGGCAUGGACGUGGGAACUACUGAGCGAGGGGGUUCCUUGGAGUCUGGGGGGCUCCAGGAACCCCAGGGGACUGUGUUUUUUAAAGAAAACCUAUUUAUGUUGAUAUGGGUCUCUUUGUCCCUGUUUCAUAGUGUAAAUAGUAGUUAUUCUCCUGUGGUCCAGAGAAAAUCCCCGUGAAUAACUGUGUGCAGACGGGGUCAUGCGGAGGUCCAUCCACCAGAAGGGAGAGAGGGUGGGCUCCCUCGUGGUGAGUGAUGUGGGUCUGUGCCUCCAUCUCCUACAGGCCUGGCUGGAGACAGCUUGGGGUACUAGGGUGCAUCCUGAUUGUCCCCAAGUGUCCCCACCUGCUGGGGCCCAAGCGGGCAGAGCUGCCAUGCUCCAGGAUGAGACUGUGGCCAGUCACUGCUGGGUCAGGAAAGGUGGAAAGUCAGAGGAAGGCUAUUUUUUUUAAUCAAAUACCACAUUUAGUUCUAUGUCAUAAAUAUUAAGAAAAGUAUUUUUUUAAACAAGGCAGACUGAAAACGUCUGCUGGCUGGUUUAUGUAUAAAUAAAUAUAUAUCAGAAUGUUUUGCUAAGUGAAGCGCAGCUCCCGCCAAUGGAGCCUUGUGUUAAUGUGCUCCUCUUCCGUGUGGCAGAGAAUCUGUAGAAGAAAACGCGUCCUGUGGUGGGCUCAGCCUGUCGGGGGCUGCGGGGGCGGGAGCCACGCUGAGGGCCAGGCAGGUCCGGCCCCCUGCUCCCCGCCGGUCCAGUCACGGGACACGUGGGCUUUGGACUUGGUGACACCUGGUCCGAGGGGCGGGAGGAGAAGGGCAUUCACACCCGGGAACUCGGCUCUGUGUCAGAGUCUCGUGCGAGCCUGUCGAUUUCUCUACCUCAUCUGUACAGCGAGUAGGUGUGCACUCGAGUGACUUGGAGAAUGUAUUUAUUUAACAGCUUGUAUAACAGAACAGAAACAAGUGGAAACACUAAAUAAAUGUAUUUUAAAUUAUA